GUUCAAUUUCGCAACAUUUUGGGCCAAAUGCGAUCAAGCCAUAACAAAGUGAGACGAGUUGAUCAUCACGCCCUUAUUCGCUGUACACACGUGAGGACUCACUGCUAGCCCUGCUCCUAGGUCUCGCGUAGACCGAAGAGCCGGGUGCGGCAACAUUGUCGAUUGGUUUUGCACGGCAGUGACCUCGCUGUCUCCGCUUCCCUUUGAUAUCCUAAUUCGUUGUGCCCCGCGGGUAGCGACAUUGUCCAAUCUGAUUCACCAUGGGACGAAGAGCCAAUCCACUCAUCGCGGAUUACUUCGAACGCGGAGCCAGACUCGAUGACAGCUCAAAUCGAUAUGCACACACCUGUAGACGAUGUCUUCAGGUAUUCCCAAAAGGACGCAUGGAGAACAUGCAAAAGCACUUGACCAAACUGUGUCCGGCCAUGUCGCUGAAAGAACGUCUCCAAAUCAUCCUCCGUCUUAAUGACCUUGCUCACUCCGAUGUCGAGCAAAACAUUUUCCCACAUGCACCUGAAAGAGAAGGCAACCAGGUACAAGCGGACAAUUCUUUGAAUUUUCCCCCAGCAAUUCACACAGGAUCGCAACAAACUGCUCUGGAAGUGCUGGCUGAGGCGUCUCGUCAUUUGAACAACCCUGUUCAGGAGCCAAGCUUCAAUCAAUUCCUUCCACACACUCAGGCUGCCUAUUCUGAAGUGCCUCAUGAUCUCCCUUCUCAGUCUCAUAUUGUUCCACAGAUCCAGCACGACAACUUUGGUUCUCAUUCAAAUGACUUCCAAAGCAGCAAUCACAUAAACGACACCAUGGAUCACUUGAUGAGCACCAAUAUGCAAGUCUCAGAUGAAACCUUCACGAACAUACCUGCAACAACCUCGGCAUAUGGAUAUGACGCAUUUGCUGGCUCGCAUGAGACAACGUUACCACCACUCCUGCCACAUACUGAGUACCCUGACGCAGCGCCCGAGUGGAACAGCUUACCAACGACAAGCACUGCUGUUGAGAGCAUCCUCCCAGCAAACAACAACAACAACAACAACGAUGAAGUCCCGACUGUUGAGUCACCCAGCGUGGCCCCUGUACCAGUGGUUAUCGAUUUAGACGACCAAACCAUGCCAGAUUCAACCGAUCAGCCCAUUCCAAUCGACCAUCCCAUGCCAGACUCAACUGAUCAAUCCAUUCCAGAUUCAAACGAUCAGACCGUUCCAUUUGUCCCACAGACAGGCGCAUCCGGGAAGGGCCCAAGACCCAAAGGCCGAGCAAAGUUGUCACCACAGACCAAACUACAAGCUGCAAUGGUGAGGAAGAUUGGAGCGUGUUCUCGCUGUAGGGCACUGAGAAAACCAUGUGUACCUGUUGACCCAGCAAACCCCCGAGGCAUCUGCAAGCUGUGCAUCAACAUCAAAAAUCCUCGCAUCUGGAAAAACACGUGUAUCCGCCCUAGACUAUGGGAGAUCUUGGAAGCAUAUUUUGCCAGACCACGCGUGUACUCUGUAAACAGAGAACAGAGUGGUGUGGCCUGGCUUCAGUAUCAUGGGUCUGUCAAUGUUGUCCAUUUUGAAGGCAAGACAGUCGCACUGAGAGCUCGCUACCGGAAGCCUCCAGAUAAUGCACUUGAUAAUUUUUCGGACUUUUCUAUUGUACAGGAGGAUGGUGCCAUUGCUAUUGACCUUGAAAACCAGGAUGAGCGGAUGGAAACAUACCUCAAAGCCAUCACUGAAGACGUCAUUGCACGAGAGAAGUCCCCCAUGAUCAAAGCUACCCUGCAAGUUGCCUACAGUCUUCACAUUGAACAGCUCGCCAAUCCGAGCACCGACAAGGAGGACAAAAUUCUUUCCGACGUUAUCGAACUUUGGACCGCCACAUCCUUGAUGAUAGACCCUGAGUUGAAAGCUGAAUUCACUAUCGUCUCCGGCAGUACGGGAGCUCAAAGAGCAAUUAGCGAAUGCCACAAUACCUCCGCUUACGCGGCCAUGGCUAAGCAAUUGCAGGCAGUCAUUGAAAAUCGGACCAGCUUUCUCUCCAAACCUACAAUGCGCCGCUUUGAAGAGUGCUGUGGUCAUCGAAACAAAGCCAAAUCAUUCAAGGUUUUCAUGACUGCUUUCAUCCUGCUCAGUUGUGCGGAGCGAAUGUGCUGGCUUUUCCGUCGAUGGGAAUCAGAUACGUCUGUCCCAUGGAGUCUCAUACGAACUGCGGGAUCGUAUGCGGAGCAAGGUACAUCCUUCCUUGAAAGCAUCAUAGUGUUAUUGAGUCCUCAAGCUCUGAAACCUGACUUGAAAAUAAGUGAACAAACCGGUUUUGUAGUGUUGGCGGCGGCAGGUGAUAAGGAUCGGCACCUCCUCACCUGGCUCGACAAUGCUAGGUUCACGGCCGGUUUUGGCAAACGAGCCGAUAAUGAGCAGCUCGAUUUCAACGAUUGCAGAUGUAUGGACGGGGAGCUUUCGAGUCACCUGCUGGAAGCUUAGGAGGGUGAAGAUUAAAGAAGAACGAGAAGUAUUUCCGAGCCUCAUGAAAGGAUACUUCCGCCAGAGGAGGACGUCGAUGGGCAGCGCGUGCUAGGGAGGAGGCUGAAGUGACUGCAAGAUUUGGCAAUUGCCAGCAACUGUAUGAUUACACGAAGAGACGAAAUCACUGAACUUCAUUCGUCAUUGAUGUUUCAAAUGAGAUACCCCCCCAAAGAGCUAGAUCAGGUCUAAUGUUCACAGAGAGCUUUGAGAUUUAAUUAAUGUAAUUCAUAAGA
Molecule: messenger RNA, 2737 nt
Organism: Exophiala oligosperma
Lineage: Eukaryota; Fungi; Ascomycota; Eurotiomycetes; Chaetothyriales; Herpotrichiellaceae
Exons: 3
Coding region: 261-2462 (733 amino acids)
Source: RefSeq, a predicted model, not a curated record